Messenger RNA from Cinclus cinclus, 1874 nucleotides. RefSeq names its product ASPSCR1 tether for SLC2A4, UBX domain containing (gene ASPSCR1). The record is from RefSeq and is a predicted model, not a curated record. Lineage: Eukaryota; Metazoa; Chordata; Aves; Passeriformes; Cinclidae. Gene Ontology annotation, molecular function: protein binding. The coding region runs from base 1 to 1458 and encodes 485 amino acids. The transcript has 13 exons.
AUGGCGGCGGCGGGCGGGGGCGGCGCCGCGGUGUCGGUGUUGGCUCCCAGCGGGCGGCGGGUCACGGUGCGGGUGGGGCCCGGCACGGUCCUGCUCCAGGUCCUCGAGGAGGUCUGCAGGAAGCAGGGCGGCAGCCCUGGCGAGUACGGCCUCAAGUUUCAGAGGAAUGUUUUGGACCUGUCUUUGCAGUGGAGAUUUGCUAGGCUGCCCAACAAUGCCAAACUGGAGAUGGUGCCGGUCUCCAACAGAGCAGGAGCUGGAACCAUGGUUCGGAUAGCAUUACAGCUAGAUGAUGGCUCCCGUUUGCAAGACACCUUCCUCUGCCAACAGACCUUGUGGGAACUUCUCAACCAUUUUGCAGAGAUAAGGGAGUUGAUGGAACAGCAUGGUGAAUUGUCUCCAGUCUGUAUUUACAUGCGAGAUGAGAUAUCAGGAAAAGAUGCCCUGGAGAAGACAACGCUGAAAUCACUCGGCCUGAUUGGAGGCAAUGCCAUUGUCAGAUUUGUUAUGAAGAAAUGCAGUUUAUCUGGUGGGGAGGAAGUUGUGGGUGCCACGGUGCCUUGUAGUGAGCCAAGAGUGAGGCUCAGCUCUAUGGAAGAAGCAGUGGAUGUGCCUCGACCUCAAGCAAAUACAUUUCCAAAGGACUUGGAGCACAGGGAUGUGGCUGUAUCUUUGAACAGCUGCACACACAGGCAAGACUCAAUUAAAGAUUCUGAUGCUAGCUUGGAGGAGUUGUGCCAUUCCCCAGAGCCUGAGCCUACCCCAUUUAUCCCUUUUUCUGGAGAUGGGGAGCAUCUGAGGGACUCUCCUGUAGCUGUCCCAUCUUCAAAGCUGCCAACAACUUUUUCCAGCCCUGGAGGCCCUUCUAAGCCAAAGAAGUCUAAGAGCAGCCAAGAACUGCGAAAAGAACAAGAGCAGCUUGUAGAACGUGAGCCCCUUAUAUGUCACCUAGAUCUACUGGAACAUCUUCCUGAUGGCCCAGAAGAGCUUCCUGAUGAAUUUUUUGAAGUCACAGUGGAUGAUGUACGGAAACGUUUGGCACAGUUGCAGAAUGAGAGGCAACGCCUGGAAGAAGCUCCACUGAUAACAAAGUCUUUGAAGGAGUCCCAGCUGAAGGAGAAGUUGGAGCGUUACCCAAAGGUGGUGUUGAGAGUUUGUUUUCCAGACCGCCAUGUUCUACAGGGAUUCUUCCAUCCCACUGAAACUGUUGGUAUUUUGAGAGACUUUGUAAGAAGCCACCUUGCCAAUGCAGAGUUGCCAUUUUACUUGUUUGUUGCACCUCCCAGAAUCAUCUUGAACGAUGAAAGUCUGACGCUGUUUGAGAUGUUUUUACAAGAACCCUAUGCAGUGAAGAACUGCUCUUCUAGAAACAUUGGCAGAUGCAUUAGAACAACUGCAAACAUUAGAACAGCUGGCUUGAGGAUGCAGUUUUCAGGUGAUGGUCUGCCCAAUAUUUGACCAUUACAUUCUUAGGUGUGUUAAAAAAUGCUAAAGGCUUUGACUUCGGGCUUGUGUGCUUUCAUGGACAAAGUCUACUAAAACCUUCCCAUCUUUAUGCCGAGACAGUCCUUGGGCAGUGGGAUCAUUCUACUGGCCUGACUUUUUUUUUUUUUAAUGUGAAAUUGCUGCUGAUUUAAAUACUUACAGAUUAUAAAAAACUCUGGGACAGCAUUAGGUCCUGCCAAUGACUGGCUAGAGAAUUCCCAGGUGAGAUGUAGCUGGCUGCUUUCUGUGCUGCACCCUCAGGGAGUGCUGGGAUUGGGGUGGUACCUGACAAUUCCACGUGAAGGAAGCUAGACCAAGGGUUCUGUGCAUGAGCCAAUAGUCUGUUUGAAUUGAAGAAAAAUAACUUAAUGGGUAGAGGUUUGGAAAGA